Molecule: messenger RNA, 1221 nt
Organism: Trichobilharzia regenti
Lineage: Eukaryota; Metazoa; Platyhelminthes; Trematoda; Strigeidida; Schistosomatidae
Source: the annotation of a GenBank genome assembly
AUGCAGUCAUUGAUGACGAAAGGGCCUCAGAGAGGUGGAUAUCGAGAAGGCUCCAUGAUGUCUAGUAAUGCAUAUAGACCUAGUGAGUGUAACAGGUUUCGUAGUACAUCGUCAACAGAUAAGUUACAAGAUGCAAGACAAACACGGUUGUGUUUUGCACGUUUGCAAGAAGUGCAUACAAAAGUGAACUGUGAACCAGUGAGCAAGUUCAGUGAUAAGCUAAAUGUAAACUCCAGGCCUGACUCCGAAUUGUGUGACGAUAACGGUGUGGUCAGGAAGUCUGUAGUUGCAACUGGUAAGCCAUUGUUGAAUAGAGUGUCACAGAAUAGAGUUAUUGCUUCAGAGUGCAGUCCUGACUCCACAAGUUUACAAGGUAUUACUAGUCAGAGUGAAGGUAUGAAAUCUUUAGGGAUUUGUGAAGAAGAACCCAAAUCAUCUAAUGCUGUUAUUAAAGAGUUUGAAAUUGAUGAAGUCGAUCAGAUAGAUGAUGGUAAAUUGAAUAUUUGUGAUAAUGAUCAUGAUAGCGCAGGUUUGUCUUUGGUUGAUCAUGAUGAAAUGAGGGGAAUGCCUACUACUGCUAAGUUGAACGAAGGUUCUGUACAACUUGAACGUGAAGUAGAAUUGAAUGUAGAUGCAGUUGCACAAGGCAUGCAUAAUUGUCAGACAGUCAGUGUAAUUGAUCAGAGUGAAGCCCACCUAUCAUCAGAUGCUAGUGCUAAAGCGGAGCUGAUAGUAAAAGACAGCAGUGGUGGUAAUCUUGCAGUUAGACAAAUUUCUGAAAGCCGAGCAACAACAGCUUCUGAUCCACCGCUAAGUUCAUCAACUGGUAUCAAUCAGUCGUCGUUGGUGUUGUCAUCCACAAUGAGAAGGAUGCCCAUCAACUCAAGUAUCUUGUGCAAUGACUAUGAUAGUACUGGUGCGUUUGAAAAGACGAAAGAUAUUGCUCAGUUUAGUGAGGAUAAGCCAAGUGUAAACGAGAGAGUAAUUGUUAAAUUGACUUGCAUGAAUAAAGGCAUUUCUAGUUUCAAGUUACUAUUUGAAUGCUAUUAUCUUUGGUGUAAAUUACUCUGUGCCUACGCUUGGUUGACCAGAUACGUCGUGUGUUUGUUCGUCAUCUAUAUUCUACGAUACAAUGACAUGGGCGUGUUACCGUUCAGAUUUGAGGAUAUAGCUCAUAGAAGGAAGUUAGCAAAUGAACUCUGCGAUGAUUUUCCAACCUAG